UUUUCUUUGACGAUGCCAGUCCAAAUUGAUACUAUAAAUGAAGGAGAUGGUACCAAUUUUCCAAAAAAUGGACAAAAAGUUUCUUGCCAUUAUAUUCUGAAAUUAGAAAAUGGACAACAAAUUGAUUCUUCUCGUGAUCGUGGACGUCCUUUUGAGUUUACAAUUGGAAAAGGAGAAGUUAUUAAAGGAUGGGAUGAGGGUGUUGCUAAGAUGUCUAUUGGCCAACGUGCAAAACUUACAAUUAGCUCUGAUUUGGGUUAUGGAGAAAAAGGAAUUCCUGGAACGAUUCCACCAAAUUCAACUUUGGUUUUUGAUGUUGAAUUGCUUGCUGUCAAAUAA
Molecule: messenger RNA, 339 nt
Organism: Meloidogyne enterolobii
Lineage: Eukaryota; Metazoa; Nematoda; Chromadorea; Rhabditida; Meloidogynidae
Source: the annotation of a GenBank genome assembly